Messenger RNA from Ciona intestinalis (vase tunicate), 3105 nucleotides. Lineage: Eukaryota; Metazoa; Chordata; Ascidiacea; Phlebobranchia; Cionidae. The record is from RefSeq and is a predicted model, not a curated record.
GUAAACCUAAACGGCCAGUUAAUAAUUACCACAAGUCUUGCAUACACAUACCAAAAGGGUGCACUCAUUUCAGUCUUCCACAUACUUUAUCAUUGUACUAGCAGCGAGGCAGAGAUGAAGCUUUUUACGGUCGCGGUACUUUUGGUAUCAGUUUUUGGAGAACCUGCUUUUGCGAAUAUUGUGAAAAAUAAAUCAGCGCGGGCGGCUUCGACUUCGCUAAGUUGUACAGGCAGAUGUGACGAAUCAUACAACGGUGGCAAUAAGUGUCAGUGUAACGAUAGGUGCAGAGAAUAUGGGAAUUGCUGUGACGAUUAUAUCCCUGUUUGUGCGGCUACAGAUUCGUGUCAAUUACGAUGUAGCGAAAGGCAUGACAGUGCUCAAAGCUGCAGCUGUGACGACCAAUGUCUGACUUACAAUAAUUGUUGCGACGACUACGAGGCAAUGUGCAAUCCUAUUACAACGUGUAAAGACAGAUGCGGCGAAACUUCGAGUCCAACUGGAGCAAUUUGUUACUGCGAUGCUAAAUGUUCACAGUAUAAAAAUUGCUGCGAUGAUUUUUCUGACGUUUGUUUUGGGGGCGAGUCGUACUUAUGUAAAGGAGAAUGCAACGUAACAAGGGCACGGUGCGACUGCAACCCAGGCUGCGAAGCGGCAAAAAAUUGUUGCUCUGAUUAUCUAAAAACAUGUAACGGUGAACCGUCGUGGGUAGAACAACCAUGUAGUACAGAAACCGAGAUGAAAUGCCCUAAUGGAUACGAAGAUCCAAUUGUAAUUCUCUUUUCAAUCGACGGAUACAAGGCCGAGUACCUCAGCGAAACUAACUCGCCGAAUAUUUGGAAACUGGCAACAUGCGGAGUCCAUACGCCCUAUAUGAGAUCGGUAACUCCAACUUCUACAUUUCCAAACCAUUAUAGUAUGGCCACGGGUCUUUAUCCUGAGAGUCACGGGAUCGUAGACAACACCAUGUACGACCAUGAGCACGAGGAAAAAUUCUCUGUUGGAUCUCCAAACUCAUACCAUCCGUUUUGGUGGGGAGGCGAGCCGAUCUGGGUAACGACCAGCAACCAGGGCUUGAAGAGCGCCACGUAUUUCUGGGUGGGCUCUGACGUCAAUAUUACGAGAUAUCCCGAUUAUUAUUAUCAUUUUGAUGGCUCAGUACCGAACGAAGAAAGAAUGUAUACAGCCCUUGAUUGGCUUGACAUGAGCGUCCCUGACAGGCCCUCAUUUGUUGCUUUGUACAUGGAUAUUGUGGACCACGCUGGACAUAGUUAUGGCCCAGAUUCGCCUGAGGUUGCAGCUGAAGUUGCAGAAGCAGAUAGAAUAGUUGGAAUACUGAUGGACGGCUUGAAACUUCGUGGGUUGGAGAAUUGUGUUAAUGUGAUCAUGGUUGCUGAUCACGGAAUGACAGACAUCAGCUGUGACAGAAAGACCAGCGUAGAGGAUUACGGAGUUGACCUGGACCUUGUCUUCUUUAAAAGUGGAGCGUUCUCACAUAUCGGAAAGAGUCCCGACCGAACAGAGUGGGAUCAGUUUGACCCACAAACGACAUAUGAUGAACUGCGUUGCAAACAUAAUGAAACACAUUGGCUGGCUUAUCAGAAGCAUGGGUACCUUCCCAAACGAUAUCAUUAUACAAACAAUGAUCGUAUCGACGAUAUCGUUCUUGCAAUGGAUGACCGCUGGAUUUCAGAGGGAAGGAAGGGAUCUUAUACUUCAUGUAAUGGAGGGACGCAUGGUUAUGAUAACGAAUAUCGAAGCAUGCAUGCACUUUUCGCUGCACAUGGUGUUGCGUUCAAGAGAAAAUACGAUACUAUGCUUCCUUUCGAAAAUAUUGAAUUAUACAACUUGGUGACGGGUUUACUAAAUCUUGACGCUGCUCCCAACAACGGCACUGAAGGUUCCCUAAAUCAUAUUUUGAAAAACCCAACGCCUAUUAGCAGUCAAGCUGAGACCGAAGUGCCAAAUACAUGCGAUUACCCAGCACAAGAUACAUCUCCAUCUGAUAUGGGCUGCUUAUAUUGUUCGGGAAUAGACGAAGCGACUGCAAAUAAAAGAUUACAAGCAAUGGCAGGCAACCAAGAAGCACAGCAGAGUAACAUGCCAUAUGGACGACCGCAAGCUACCAACAUUGAAACCGAUGACGUUGCAUACUGCCUUUUAACGCAGGAGGAUUACAUCAAUGCUUACGACUUCAAGAGGAAGAUUUCAAGAUACGUUUCAUUCACAAUGACUGAUGAGGCUCGACAGUUGUACAAACCAAAAUAUUGUGUACGACCUGAUAUCCGGGUUCCACAAGAAGCUACGACCCCAUGCUCCGACUACACCACGACAAAUCUGCAAUCAGUAGUCUUGUACACUCCAGCAUUUUCCAACGGCCAGGCACUCUUCGAUGCGACGUUAACCAGCAACUCGGUUCCAAUGUACCUCUCAACAUAUGAAAUUUGGACUUACAUGGCGAGAGUGCUAACAGACUGGUCCCAACGGUAUGGUGGCAUCAACGUAAUAGCUGGACCAGCAUUUGAUAGCGACUUUGACGGUCAUCCGGAUAGCCUUGAAACUUUGCAAGCUAAUGGCACCUUCCUAAACGAUGACACUACUUCUACACCAAUUCCUACUCACUUCUUUCUUGUCGUUACUCGUUGCGUAAACUACGACACAGAAAAGAUUAGCAGCUGCGUCACUUCACCGACCAACCUUGAAGUCCAAGCUUUCAUAAUUCCAAACUUCGCCGAACCUCCUUGCAAUUCUAUGUCCAACCAGCCAAGCGAUUGGGUACCGAAAACGCUAAAGGAACACGUCGCUCGACUGAGGGAUGUUGAAAUACUGACCGGAUUGUCUUUCCUGCCAAAAUGGACGCACGCACAAAACGUCGACCAAGAAACCAGAAUUGAAGCCACGCGUUUGAGGCUAAGAUUGCCACAGUUUGAUAGCCAGUGGAUGAACGAUUUUCUCACAAUAACUCCUCCCCCAUUCGCUGAGAGUUCAGCAGUAACAACAACAGAAAAAACUGACGAAACGACAUCUAGCACAACAAAACUUACGGCUACAAACCUGUUUUAUCUCGUGAUAAUAAGUAUUUUAUGGUGGUUAAAUUAAUAACUUCCA